GUUGUUCCCCAGCCCUGGCUGGCGGGCAGCAUGGUUCACUCCAGCAUGGGGGCUCCAGAAAUAAGAAUGUCUAAGCCCCUGGAGGCCGAGAAGCAAAGUCUGGACUCCCCAUCAGAGCACACAGACACUGAAAGAAAUGGACCCGACAUUAACCAUCAGAACCCCCAGAAUAAGGCUUCCCCAUUCUCUGUGUCCCCAACUGGCCCCAGCACCAAGAUCAAGGCUGAAGACCCCAGUGGUGACUCAGCCCAGGCAGCACCCCCGCCCCCCCAGCCGACUCAGCCUCAUCUGCCCCAGGCCCAACUCAUGUUGACAGGCAGCCAGCUAGCUGGGCUCACUGCGCUGAUGCCUGCUCAGCAGCAGCUGCUCCUUCAGCAAGCCCAGGCCCAGCUGCUGGCUGCUGCCGUGCAGCAGUCCAGUGCCGCCGCCGCCAACGCCGCUGCCGCUGCAGCCGCUGCCUCCUCCACCUCCUCUGCCUCCUCUUCUGCCUCCUCCUCCGCCUCGCAGCCCCCAGCCUCCUCUGGGGGAGGUGACCUGCCACCAUCUCAGCCUGCCAGCCAGCCCCCAGGGACCCCACAGCUCACCUUGUCCCAACCCAUCCAGCUCACAGCACAGGACAUACAACAACUCCUCCAGCUCCAACAGCUGGUGCUUGUCCCCGGCCACCACCUCCAGCCACCUGCUCAGUUCCUGCUGCCACAGGCCCAGCAGAGUCAGCCAGGCCUGCUACCGACGCCAAAUCUAUUCCAGCUACCUCAGCAAACCCAGGGAGCUCUCCUGACUUCCCAGCCCCGGGCUGGACUCUCUACACAGGCUGUGACUCGCCCCACGCUGCCCGACCCGCACCUCUCACACCCGCAGCCCCCAAAAUGCUUGGAGCCGCCAUCCCACCCGGAGGAGCCUAGCGACCUGGAGGAACUGGAACAAUUCGCUCGCACCUUCAAGCAACGCCGCAUCAAGCUGGGCUUCACGCAGGGUGAUGUGGGCCUGGCCAUGGGUAAGCUCUAUGGCAACGACUUCAGCCAGACGACCAUUUCCCGUUUCGAGGCCCUUAACCUGAGCUUCAAGAAUAUGUGCAAACUCAAGCCCCUCCUGGAGAAGUGGCUCAAUGACGCAGAAACUAUGUCUGUGGACUCAAGCCUACCCAGCCCCAACCAGCUGAGCAGCCCCAGCCUGGGUUUCGACGGGCUGCCGGGGCGGAGACGCAAGAAGAGAACCAGCAUCGAGACGAAUGUCCGCUUCGCCUUAGAGAAGAGUUUUCUAGCGAACCAGAAGCCUACCUCAGAGGAGAUCCUGCUGAUCGCGGAGCAGCUGCACAUGGAGAAGGAAGUGAUCCGCGUCUGGUUCUGCAACCGGCGCCAGAAGGAGAAACGCAUCAACCCCUGCAGCGCCGCCCCCAUGCUGCCCAGCCCGGGAAAGCCGACCAGCUACAGCCCUCACCUGGUCACACCCCAAGGGGGCGCAGGGACCUUACCACUGUCCCAAGCUUCUAGCAGCCUGAGCACAACAGUUACUACCUUAUCGUCAGCUGUGGGGACGCUCCACCCCAGCCGGACAGCAGGAGGGGGUGGGGGCGGGGGCGUAGCCGCGCCCGCUCUCAAUUCCAUCCCCUCUGUCACUCCCCCACCCCCGGCCACCACCAACAGCACAAAUCCAAGCCCUCAAGGCAGCCACUCAGCUAUCGGCUUGUCGGGCCUGAACCCCAGCACGGGAAGCACAAUGGUGGGGUUGAGCUCUGGGCUGAGUCCAGCCCUCAUGAGCAACAACCCUUUGGCCACUAUCCAAGCCCUGGCCUCUGGUGGAACCCUGCCCCUUACCAGCCUUGAUGGCAGCGGGAACCUGGUGCUGGGGGCAGCCAGUGCGGCCCCAGGGAGCCCCGGCCUAGUGACCUCGCCUCUCUUCUUGAAUCACGCUGGGCUGCCCCUGCUCAGUGCCCCGCCAGGCGUGGGCCUGGUCUCAGCAGCGGCUGCAGCCGUGGCAGCCUCCAUCUCCAGCAAGUCUCCUGGGCUCUCCUCGUCUUCUUCGUCCUCAUCGUCCUCCACUUGCAGUGAGGUGGCAGCACAGACCCCUGGAGGCCCAGGGGGACCCGAGGCAGGGUCCAAGGCCGAGUGAGAGCCCGCCAGGCCUCCCCUCCUACUUCUCUCACUCCCCCGACAUUGGUUCCCCACCCAAGAAGGGGCGAGGAGGCUGGUGGGGGAUACAGUGGAUCCUGGGAGCAGGAGUGACAAAGGAGGAAAUACCAAAAAUCAACCAAAAAAAAAAAAAAAAAUUAAGAGAGAAAAGAAAAACCAACAAAAGAGAAAACCAAAAAUAUUCACAACAGAAACCAGCUUCCCUAAAGGAACCAGAGAUGAAAAACAAACGAACAAAACAGCCCCCAGACCAACCAAACACCCCCCCCCCCAAAUCAAACAAACCAAAAACCAGUUGCGAGCCAGAUCUUGGAGUGCUCACUGCUAUGACACCAAAUAAGAACCCUCAGCCAGGAGCGGAGCAGCCUCCAGCAGGUCGGACCUCAUGCGGCUGAGCCCUGGCUGUGGGGCCAACUCCUAACCUUACCCCCCGCUGGGGGUUGGCAGAGAAGGAACUAGAGAAUGUGCUGGCUUGCUGGCCCAGCCCCAGCCCUGGGCCAAUGGAGACAGGGCAUUGCCUGGGGCAGGAGGCCCAGGGCCCAGAGCCACCUGCCAAAUGGUCUUUUCCAGAAAGCAAGAGGAAGGACCGAACAACCUUACACCAAAUAUUCAGUAGCUUCACCCAAAGGAUGUACAGAAUUUUUAGCGUUGUGCUCAACAGAAUGUGUCCCUUCCGUGUGUUCCCCUGCCCCCCAGCUCUCCCCGACAGGGCAGGGGGUCUUGCUUUAAUCCCCCAACCCCCAGCCUGGGGAGAGUUCAGAGGAAGGCCUGGGUAUGGGCUUUUUGUUCCCUGUACCUCUCCUCUCCCUUUGAAGGGUGGGCUAGGCCUUUUUUAAUUUUUUUAAUUUAAUUUUAUUUUUUUGCCAAGUUCCAGCUCUCCAAAGCCCUCCUCGGCUCCAUCACCCUCCUCCUCUGACUGGGAAGGUGGUUGUUUCAAGCAAAGGGCGAUGAGGUGAGAGCGUCCAAGUUGUCUUUCUUUCCAUCUUGUCUGUCAGUUUCCCUGAAAAAAAAAAUCAUAUUCCAGUGCCUAUCCGUGGAAUCCUUCACGUUCUUUAACAUUAACCAGAAACCAAAAAGAUCAACUCACCUCACUCCGCCCACCCUAUGCCCUUUCUGACACUGGCAGAUACCUCUCCCUUCUCUUCCCCAAUGCACACACGCACACACCCCAGUUGUGGGCUCCUCCGGAUGGCAUCUCCAUCAGGGUCCACAUGGUGGUGACAUUGCCAUGUCCUGUGGUUCCCCAUGCAAGAGGGCACUGUGGUGGCCACCACUCCCAUGAGACCUCCACGAGUCUUGGCUGGACCCUGUAUUUGCCCAUUCCUGGACAUAUCUCAACAGUGGACAGAGGGGAUGCUGCUGGGAGCCGCCUUGUCCUCCUUCUGUCGUGGAGGUCAACAAAGUUUUGAACCAAAAAACAAAACAACAAAAAACAAAAACAGAAAACCAAACAAACAAUAAAUUAAAACUAGAAAAAAGAAUUUAUAGAAAUAUAUAGAUAUAUAUAUAUAUGGGAAAGAAGACUAGGACUCUUCAAGACAAGAAGGAGCCGCAAGGUGGAGCCGAGCCCUGCACAGUGGUCCAGGCCUUUGGUCCCCAAGGCGGAUGGAACGAUGGAUGCUUCUUUCUCUUCACAAAUACCUCAUGGACGUCGUCUUCGGAAAGCCGGAGGGGGGCUGGGGGGGCCUGUCCCUCAGCCAGGGUGGACAGAAGCGGGUGGGUGGGGCUGAGAGAGGGUGUCAGGGACGAGGGUGAAGAGCCCCAAGCUCCCUCCCUGCCUCCCCCCAAUCAACUGAAAAAGCUUUAAAAGAAAAAAAAGGAAAGCAAAAAGAAUGGGUGAAGGAAAACCAACUGUUGGGUAGUUUGAUUCCCUCUUGGUCUCUGUUUCUGUUCUCUCUCUCUCUCUCUCUCUCUCUCUCUCUCUCUCUCUCUCUCUCUCUCUCUCUCCCCUUCCCUCCCUCACUUCCUCUCUUCGUUCUUCCCUCACAUCUCUUGAUAGCCUUCUUUCUGUAUCUCUCCUCAAACCAAAGUUGCUGUGAAGGACGCGAGCCAUUGAAAUCAGAGUGACCCCUGCCCCUGGCUAGGCAGGAGCAGAGGGAGGGAAGAGCUGGGCGAUGCCUCAGGGCUCCCCUUCCAUCCUAGACACUCUGAGGAGAGAGGCAGCCAGAGCCCCUAGGUCUCAGCGUUCUCUUUUCUUCUGGUCUCCCUUCUCCCACCCAGAAGCAAAACUGUCGGGCCGGGCCCCAGAGGUAGCAGAGACUCCAGACUAACUCGGGGCCUUGGGUGCCUUACCCAACCCUGGUGGAAAUGGUUGCCCCCCCCCCCACCCCACCAGGCACCAAUGGGGUUGGCACCUCGUCCACCUAUCCUCGCUGGAAUGUACGCAGCUCUGCUGAACCGACUCCCUGCCCUCACCCUACCUCUGAGUUUGUCCAUUAUACGUUCCUGAGAAGCGGCUAGCGAGAGGGCCUGGACCCCAACCCACAGCUGGAAAAGGGGCCAAGGGCUCCUGACCGGAUAGGAAGACAUUUGAACAGAGCAGAAUGAAGGAGUUACAACCAACCAACCAAACAACCCCCCAAAAACCCUCUGAGAAGACAGGCAGCAUGGAAGGCAUGGUGGAGAUGACUCAAACAUAAACUAUGAUUCUAGACCAAAAAGAAAAAAAAAAAAAGAAAAAAGAGAAAAAUCCAGGAUUCACCACCUAAUUCAUCCUGCUUCCUCCCUAUCGAGUCCCUACCUGGGACCUCUCCCUACUCCAGUGUGGAGGAGUGGGGCAAAAAGAGAGCAGGAAGCAGGGGGCAGGGACGGGCAGAUGCCCUGACAUUGGUGGAGGGGACCCCCAUGCACUGGGGGUGGUGGGGACCCUCCCCAUCCAACCCCCACACUGGGAAAUGAAAAACAAGGAAAAAAAUCCUGGGAGGGGAAAAAUAACCAAAUCCCAAGCUUUAACUACAGCUGUGA
Molecule: messenger RNA, 5096 nt
Organism: Chionomys nivalis (European snow vole)
Lineage: Eukaryota; Metazoa; Chordata; Mammalia; Rodentia; Cricetidae
Gene: Pou2f2
Product: POU class 2 homeobox 2
Exons: 16
Coding region: 31-2112 (693 amino acids)
Biological process (GO): regulation of transcription by RNA polymerase II
Cellular component (GO): nucleus
Molecular function (GO): DNA-binding transcription factor activity, RNA polymerase II-specific; RNA polymerase II cis-regulatory region sequence-specific DNA binding
Source: RefSeq, a predicted model, not a curated record